Molecule: messenger RNA, 2527 nt
Organism: Impatiens glandulifera
Lineage: Eukaryota; Viridiplantae; Streptophyta; Magnoliopsida; Ericales; Balsaminaceae
Product: protein NPGR2-like
Exons: 6
Coding region: 192-2426 (744 amino acids)
Molecular function (GO): protein binding
Source: RefSeq, a predicted model, not a curated record
UAGACUACUAGUUAUGGUAAAGUUGAAGCGUUGGAUUCUCAUCCUCCUCCUCCAGGAAGAAGAAAGUCAAAAGAGAUGAUGAUGAUGAUGAUGGUGUGUUGUGGGAUCAUUUAUUAUUAUCUUUUAAUGAUCAAAGGGUUUUGUUAUAAAGGGAAAGAAGCUAUAGUGGGUGGGAGGAGGAAACAAACAGAAUGAGAAUUAGGAAUUGGGUAGUAAUAAGAAGAAAAAUAAGAAGAAGAAGAAGUGGAAGUGGGAGAAUGAAUAAGAUGAUGAAUUGCAUUUGUUCUGGGGAACAAGUGAGAAUAGAGGAUCGAAUUCCAUCUUCAGAAUCUCUGGCCACCCGAGAUUAUUCGGCCAGCGGUUUCUCUUGGCGAACCGGAGAAGAUGCUGAUAAUAAAGUAGAUUCUAGCAACAUUGAAGAAGCUGAGUCUUCCCUUCGUGAGAGUGGCUUUCUCAACUAUGAGGAAGCAAGAGCAUUGUUAGGCCGUCUCGAGUAUCAAAAAGGGAAUGUAGAAGCCGCUCUUCAAGUGUUUCAAGGAAUAGACAUCGUUGCUAUGACACCCAGGAUUAAACUUUCCUUAUCAACAAGAUCAUCUCAACAACAACGCCAUUCUCAUCAAACCCAUCUUUCUAAUUCUUCCUCAACAAUCAUGUCUCUCCACGCAGUCACCUUACUUUUCGAGGCCAUCUUUCUAAAGGCUAAAUCAUUACAGGCACUCCGGAGGUACACAGAAGCUGCUCAAUCUUGUAAAGUAAUUUUGGACGUUGUUGAAUCUGCGUUACCAGAAGGAUUGAAGGAAAAUUUUCGGUCUGAAUAUAAACUACAUGAAAUCAUGAACAAGACGGUUGAACUAUUUCCAGAGCUUUGGAAACUGGCUUCUGCUUCUCAAGAUGCAAUCUUGGCUUACAGAAAGGCUCUACUCUAUAAUUGGACCCUUGAUAUUCAAACCAGAACGAGAAUCCAGAAAGAGUUUGCUAUUUUUCUUCUUUACAGCGGCUGUGACGCAUCUCCUCCUACUCUCCAAUCCCAAACCGAAGGUUCCUUUGUCCCGAGAAACAAUAUAGAAGAGUCUGUCCUACUUCUUAUGGUCAUCCUCCGUAACUUUAUUCUUGGAAAGAUCGAAUGGGACUCGUCGGUUCUCGACCAUCUCUGCUUUGCACUGUCGAUAGGCGGCGACUUGAUGGCUUUCGCCCAUUCUGUCGAAGAGUUGCCUCCCGGUAUAAUGGGAAGAGAGAAAAUGUACAACACUCUAGCUUUGAGUUAUUAUUCCGAAGGCGAUAACACGGCUUGUUUGAAUUUGUUGAGGAACUUGUUGAAUGAUCGAGAGAAUGCCGAUGUCAAGUUUGAGUUAUUGCUGGCUUCAAAAGUUUGUUUGGAGAUCAAUAACCAGGAAGAAGGAAUAAAUUAUCUCCGUUCCUUGACGUAUAAAUCCGGUUUCCAAUGCGAUAAGUUGACGGGUGCUGCGAAAUUCUUGUCGGGUCGCUUACUUGCAGCUCAAUCAAGAAGAAUGGGUUCCGAUUCUGAAAAGGUUUCGAGACAUUCAGAAGCGAUCGAGAUGUUGGAAAUGGCUAAUGGAGAUGGUAACCACCCGGAUGUGUUGUAUCAUCUUAGUCUAGAGAAGGCAGAACAGAGAAAACUGGAUGAUGCGCUCUAUUAUGGAAGGAGGUUGUUGAAGGUGGAGGCUGGCUCGAGUGUGAAAACGUGGAUACACCUUGCUCGUGUAUUGUCGGCUCAAAAACGAUACGUUGAUGCGGAGAAUAUAAUUAACGCGGCCUUAGAUGAGACUGGAAAAUGGGAACAAGGAGAAUUGCUGAGGACUAAAGCUAGACUACAGAUUGCACAGGGGCAUUUGAGGAAUGCGGUUGAUUCGUAUACUCGCCUUCUCGCGAUUCUCCAAGUUUGUCGUAAAAGCUUUGGGCUUCAGAAGAAAAAAUUAAAGGGAUGGGGACAACAAAAUGAUAGAAGCUUGGAAAUGGAAACCUGGCACGAUCUGGCAGACGUUUACACGAGCUUAUCGCAGUGGAGGGAUGCAGAAACCUGUCUUCUUAAGUCGAAAGCCAUCAAUGCUCAUUCUGCUUCUAGAUGGCAUUCCACAGGUUUAUACUACAAGGCAAAAGGGGAGCAGAAGGAAGCCUUGGACUCGUUUGGGAAGGCAUUGGAUGUGGAACCAAAUCACAUCUCGAGCUUGAUCUCGACUGCUAUUGUUCUGAGAGACAUGAAUAAUGGUUCAUCACGAGUUGCGAAAAGCUUCCUUAUGGAUGCAUUAAGGCUGGACCGAACAAACCCUUUGGCUUGGUACAAUCUGGGAUUGAUUUACAAAGAAGAAGCAGGCGGUAAUUUGACAUCAGAAGCUGCAGAUUGCUUCCAGGCUGCAACUUUUCUUCAAGAUUCUUCACCUGUAGAACCCUUCUUCCUCUUCCCCUAAAGGAAAUAAUAAAUAUAAUAAUGUACAUUUCUGUUAAUAAUAAUGUACUACAAUUAGUUUAAACCUAAUAAAUCAAGAAGAUGGAAUUAUUAUUAUUAUCA